AUUUUCCUUUCCCCUUGGCAUUCGGCUCCACUGCUUCUCCGGCGAAUUGGAUCGGCGAUCCAUCGUCGUCGGAUCGCAACUCCUGACUAGCUUGUUGCUGCAGGAUCGUUAUCCGCCGCGCCUGCUGCUUGGGUUUGUUUUCCCUGCCCACGGAAAUGGGGAUGGAGAUAGACAUGGAGACGUAUCCCAAUCUUAAUACUUCCCCCUCGGCCGCCACUGCCUCAGGCGACGCCAAGGCCUGCGCCAACUGCCACACCACCAAGACGUCGCUCUGGCGCGGAGGACCGGAGGGCCCCAAGUCCCUCUGCAACGCCUGCGGCAUCCGCUACCGCAAGAGGAGGCAGGCGAUCGGUCUCGACGCAGGAGCGGCCGCCGCCGCCAACUCACAGCAAGAUCUGCAGCAGCCAAAGAAGAAGGCCGCCGUCGAUCCGCAGCAGCAGGACCAGCAUCAGCUGAGAAAGAAGACAACAGCGGUCGCUAAUCCACAGCAGGAUCGGCAUCAGCCGAGAAAGAGAGCAGCUGCCGCUGCCGCUGCCACCGAUCCACAGCACACCAGCAUCACCAAGAAAGACACGGACAAGAAGGAUCAGCAAGUCACCGUGGAUCUCCACGUGGUGGGGUUCGGCAAGGAGGCGACGUUCAAGCAGCGCCGCCGGAUGCGCCACAAUAAGUGCAUGAGCGAGGAGGAGAGGGCCGCUGUUCUUCUUAUGGCGCUCUCAUCGGGCGUCAUAUAUGCAUCAUGAGAAGUCCGCUCUCCUGAUUCCAACUGUUCCGUUGCAGAUGGAGAUAUAGAUCCGCCUUCCCUUCCAUUCAUCAUCCCCCUGCUUCCUAUCCCUAUCUUCCUCUUCCUCCUAGGUCAUCCAUCAGUAGUACUGUAGUGAUAGGUCUAGCUAGACUCUCAUCAAUCAAUCUAUCGCUUGACUCAUCAGUCAAUCUAUCUCUCUAUCUUGAAAAAUUAAUCCAUCCUCUAUCUCUCUCUCUCUCUCUCUCUCUUUUAGUUUUUUUGGGCAAGUUAGUAGUAGCAAUAGCGAAGCCGGACAAGACAAAUCCAUUCAGUCAUGUGAUGUACUUGCUCAGCUGUGUAAUGUAGUAUAAUGCCGUUAUGCA
Molecule: messenger RNA, 1107 nt
Organism: Zea mays
Lineage: Eukaryota; Viridiplantae; Streptophyta; Magnoliopsida; Poales; Poaceae
Biological process (GO): regulation of DNA-templated transcription
Molecular function (GO): zinc ion binding; sequence-specific DNA binding
Source: RefSeq, marked validated